AUGCCUCCGAAAAAGCCUAAAUAAAUUGAUCCCUAAUUAUAAUAGGUAUUGAAAAAGUAGAUAAUAGGAACAAUUUGAAAAAUGGAAAGAAUCUGAUGAGUUUAGAGUUUGGAAUGAACUUAAGAUAGUUUCGAAAUCACUAGACGCUAAUAUUUCUGAAACGACUAAAGAUUUAACUGGAAACUGGCAAGUAAAAUUCAUGUUAAAUAGAUAUAUCAUAAUAAAUUGUUUGAAUUAUGCUAAGUAUUUAAGUGUAAACCAAAGUUCAAAUAUAUUGAUCAUAUUCAUAUUCGAAGCGCAUUCUUUGCUCAAGAAGAUAUUGAAAUAAAUAAAUAGAUCAUAAAACAAUAUAUAGAUGGCAUUUAUUGUUCUGUUGAAAAAUUAGACAAAGAUCGAGGAAACCAUGUGAAAUAGGCUUUUGCAAAAAUAUUCAGAAGUAACUUAAAAAAAGUGAGAUUAUUUUAGCUUUGGAGGAUCAUAAGUUUUUAGAAAUGAAUUCUGAAAAUUAUUAAGCAGAAAGAAAAAAUUUGCAAACGUUAUUGAAUGAAUUUGUUAAAAAAUUGCCUAUUCUAAUUAAGAUUAGUCAUAAACUUAUAGAAGAACGUUUGAUGUAAGUAACAGCAGCAUUGAGAGCACUCCUAGAAAUUAAUAAGAAAUUAAUGUUUUUUGAUUUGAGAAAUACAGCACAUCGAGAUCGGAUGAUUAGAGAUUUUAUUAUGAAAGCAGAUAUUGAAUAAUAUUGCAUUUGCUUAUAAGAAUGCUAAAGAAUCUUACUUGAAUCAUAGGCAAUAAAAGCCAAUCCUAACGUAAAGCUUAUUUUUAACAAAUUAGGUUAUGAAAAUUGGUAAGUUAUAUAUAUGUAUAUGAAUUUAGGUAAAAUAAUAAAAUAGAAUCAUUUUAUCUGAAACCACUACUUGAAGCAUUCGAAAAGAUGAGAAGGAAUUUGUUUUGUUUGAUGCUGAAAGGUAUAAAUUAUUAUAAAGCACCUUUGAUGGAUAAUUAAGUAUGUUUAUAUAAAAAUCAUUAGUAAUUUGUAAUUGAUAUUAAUGAAGUCAUUAAGGCAGAAUUAAUAAGUGAACAUUUACUUGGAUCUGCAUUAAAAAGAGACUAAAUUAAUUUUGUAUUUAAAGUUUUAAGCGUAAUUUUUAAUGCAAAUCCUUAAGCAAGGGAGUUUUUGCAAAAGAAAGAUGAAAAUUGCGUUAAGGGUAGCAUACCAAAAUUAAUAGCUUAUCAUACGAUCCUAUAUAUGAGAGCUUGGAGAGAUAGAAAAAAAGAGGAUGAUUUAAAGUAGUAAAAAUAGGAAGAAUAAGAAUUAUAGAAACAAACAUUACUUCAAAAUUCAUAAUUACAAAGUACAUAAGAUGAAAAUUUGGCUAAUGCUCAAUCUAGUGUUUAUAUUUCUCCUGAAAGAAAAAGAUAAGUAGAAGAAGAAUAAAAAAGGAAGGAAGAGGAAUUAAAGUUGGCGGAAGAGACAGCAAGAGAAAAAGAGCAAUAAAAAUUGAUGGAUAAGUAUGGAAGGUAUUGGUUAUGGGAUUUUUAUUGUACAUAAGAAAAUAAAUAAGUGUUUGAAGAUUGUGUGGAAAGAGUUAGACAUAUUAAUAAAGCAGUAUAACAAGAUAUUGAAGAUGAAAUAAUUAAAGAAGGUAUGAUACCAAAGUAUAAAACGUAUUAAAAUUUAAUUUAGGAUUCGAAAUAGAUAAUUACAAUAAAAUGAUCCAAGUCUAUUAUUUAAUGAAUUAAGAAAGAAAGAUUAUGAUAACUAAUAUGUUUUAAUGAGAAGACCUCCAGAAUUAUGGAAUUAUCCAAAAGUAAUUGAAGAAGAGCAUUAAUUCAGGGCAAUUGCUGAUCCUAGGAAAUGCUACAUAGAUUAAAGAAUUGAAAAUUUAGAAGAAAGAAUAAAUCAAUUAGCAAACCAUCUUUAAACAUAUAAGCCAUAAACAUGGAAAGAAUUAAUAGAAAGAGUCAUCGAUGCAUUAAAAGAAACUUACAUUUAAGAACCCACUUAAAUCGAUGAAUAAUGA
Paramecium sonneborni is the source of this 2021-nucleotide messenger RNA. The record is from the annotation of a GenBank genome assembly. NCBI's taxonomy places the organism in Eukaryota, Ciliophora, Oligohymenophorea, Peniculida, Parameciidae.